UUCUCCCAACCCAAAUCUAUCACCAUUUUCACUGUAAAUCAUUUUCCGGCAGCCCUAACACUUUUCCGGUGAUCAUCGAAAGAACUGUCAAAAGUGCAAUGGAGACUCCAUCUUCAUCAUCAAGAACAAUCACAAGAUCACAAGCGUUGGGGAAAAGUGAAGAAUCUGAGAAGGUUGUUUUGAAAUCAAGAUCAGCUAUGAUUGAUAUAACAAAUGAUUCACCAAUUGUCGGGCUUGCGAUUGGUAGUUUGAAAACACCAUCAUCGAUAUUUUCUAAAAAAAGAGCGUUUAUUCAAAACAGCGAACUGAUCAAACAACCCAAUACUCCUGGGUCUGGUGAGGCUUUGUUGAGAGGUCAAGUGAAGACCCUUUUACAAAAAGUCGAAGAAGAAGCUGUUUUUUCAAAGAUUUCAUUCGAACCCAGAAAUUUGAUUCGUGAAGAAGAAGGUUUUGUGAAUUCCCCAAUCUAUCUUAUUGCUCCCACACCUGCAAAUACACCUCAAGUUUCUGAAUUCUGUGAGAAUAAUAACGGCAUUGUAUCUCCCAUUGUUGCAGAAAGCAAUAGUUUUUCACAGAUUCUUGGCCAACAAGAAGAAAAUGAUGAAACUUUGGAAACGAAUUUGAUAUCAAAGUUGUUUACGGAUUUCCCAGAAAAAUUAGAGGAUUGUGAUUCAUCUGUGGACAAUGAAGAUGAUGCAUCGGUUUGGUCAGUUCAAGUGAAUGUGAGCACAAGUGAUGAUGAAUUGGAAGAAAAUCACGAGGAUGAGCUUUAUGAAGUGUUGAGCAAGAUUCGUGUGGAUGAUGUUGGUGUUAGGUUUACUGGAAAACACCAAAGAUUUGUUUAUGAUGGUGAUAGUGAGCUCGGAGGGGAAGAAGUUGUUUGAAUUUGUGUUAUGUUGAAAGCGGAAAUAUUGGGUUUCCCAAGUGAUGGAUAUUAUGUUGAUGAUAAUUUGAAAUUGUUUGCAAU
This is a messenger RNA of Lactuca virosa, 967 nucleotides long. Lineage: Eukaryota; Viridiplantae; Streptophyta; Magnoliopsida; Asterales; Asteraceae. The record is from the annotation of a GenBank genome assembly.